Messenger RNA from Drosophila santomea, 2174 nucleotides. It is a transcript of the gene MCU, whose product is annotated as calcium uniporter protein, mitochondrial. Gene Ontology annotation, biological process: calcium import into the mitochondrion; mitochondrial calcium ion homeostasis. Gene Ontology annotation, cellular component: uniplex complex; mitochondrial inner membrane. NCBI's taxonomy places the organism in Eukaryota, Metazoa, Arthropoda, Insecta, Diptera, Drosophilidae. The coding region runs from base 302 to 1741 and encodes 479 amino acids. The transcript is spliced from 10 exons. The record is from RefSeq and is a predicted model, not a curated record. Gene Ontology annotation, molecular function: calcium channel activity; uniporter activity.
GUAGUUCGUUCGUGUCGGUUGUGGGUGUCGAUGUUUUCAAAUUCUACUCACAACUUUGAAUAUUAGCAUUUAAAUACGCGCAAUUUUUGGUGUAUAUUGUUGAGUAAAUAACUUUAUUUACUUAAGAAAACAACGUUGGGCGCCGAAUAGCGAAAAGUUUCAACCUUACUCAUUAUUUACCCCCCAUAACCGGUGCUCUCGUGAUUUACAAUAAAGUUAUAAUAAUAAAGAGGAGCAUUCAGUGCUGUAGUGAAGUGUCCAGUCCAGCUGCACAACCAGUUCCUGUUAAGCGAGCCGCAUCAUGUCCAGAAAUAGGGCUGCCAUGGUCAGCGCCUUUCGGCUCUUCCUGCGACCGGCGGCGACCACCACCCAUAGAAGUCUCGCCCUGCGUUUGGCACCCGGCACCACCUUCGCCCUGCACUUACGGCCAUGUCAUGAGCUCCAGCAGCACAGAAGCUUCGCAUCCACGACGGAGGAUGGCGAAACGGACAAGCAUAAAAAACCGACGACGGGAGGUCACAGUUCACGUCAGCAUAUGUAUGAGCAGGCAGAAAUUGAGGGAAAAGUAAAAGAAAAGAAAUCCAAAUCCAAUCAAUGUCUUGUUAAGUACCGAAUAGGGGAUCGGAGAACUGGAAAAGGUAGCAAUCCUUGCAAAACGCAGGAAUUUAAGGAAACUGUCAAUUGUGAACCAAAUUCUGUGUCUUCUAAUCUAAAAUCAAGAAUUCAAAAAUUCAGAGAAUUUAAGAAGAGACAAAAAGUAACAAAGAAAAAGAAGUCAGACUUUUGUAAAGUUCAUUCACUCAAGAGAAUCAAGAAUAGAAAAAGAUAUAGGAAGAAAACUAAAAAAAAAACUUGUAAUGAAGACAUCUAUGUGGAAUACGUGAAUGGCAUGCCACACAUGACUGUACGACUUCCCAGUCGCAAUGAACUCUGCCAGUUUGCCCUGAAACCGAUCUCCCACAACGUUGGAGAUCUGCUAGCCAUGCUCAGAGCUGAGGAUCGAGGCAUCGAUCGAGCUGCGGUGAUCAACAGGCAUGGUGUGCGAAUCGCAUCGUCCUGCACCAUCGAAAGCUUGCUGGAUGACUCAUUUAGCAUACAAAUCAACAAUCGCACAUUGGAUGUGAAUCCUCCAAAGCGUGACAAGGUCACAUUGGAAUCAAUGGACAAAGUGGGUGAUGUCCGCAAGGUUAUUGCUCAGCUCUACGAGGCAUUCAACGUGGGAGAAUACCAGCUAGAGAAGAGCAAUCAACUGGCCAAAGAACUGGAGACCCUACGCUAUGAACUAGAACCGCUGGAAGAGAAAAAACUGGAACUGAGCAAAAAGGCUGCUCGUCGUACCAACUUUAUGACUUGGAUGGGUCUGGGCCUGAUGUCGGUGCAGUUUGGCAUCUUGGCACGCCUGACUUGGUGGGAAUACUCUUGGGAUAUCAUGGAGCCCGUUACCUAUUUUGUUACCUACGGGACGACAAUGGCAAUGUAUGCCUACUAUUGUGUAACCAAGAGGGAAUACAUGAUGGAGGAUGUGAAGAACCGCGAAUUCUCACUUACCCUUUACAGAAACGCCAAAAAGGUUCAGUUCGAUGUGGAGCACUACAACGAGCUGAAGCGAAAGUCAGCGGAGCUGGAGUACAAUCUCAGAAGGAUCAACGACCCGCUCAACAUGCAAUUGCCAUCGCAUUUGGUUCGGACCCAGGAAAACACGCCACCAACCUUAACUGAGGAAAAGACAGAGCGGCAAUAAACUUAAGGACUUCGCAGAAAUCAGUGAAGAGACACAGGGGGAAAACGGAAACUCAAACUAAUCUUAGCUCCCUCAAAUUAGAAAACAAAUAAAGGUUCGCCUUUUAGCUAAAGAAGUUCAGGUGAUCGAAAUGUUGUAGUCAAAGUAAGAAAUGAUUUUGUGGACGCAUCACAUGUUGUGUGAAUUCAACUUUAAUUUUUUUCUUUAUGUUAACUAAAAUGUUUAGUUGUUUAUUAUACGAUUAAUUAGCAUAAGUUUGACGAUUCACAAAACUGAACAAGAAUUAUCUAACGCCUGCUGCUUUAGAGCUAAUACCAUUAUUUUAUGUUUAAUCUUUAGUUAUUUAUUGCAAGUGAGAGAUUUGUUUUACGCCUAAGGCAACUAUUGUGUGUGCAAGUUUUAGCAAAAUAUAUGAAUUAUUUAUUGACUAUGA